AUGCACCUCUCACUCGACCUAGGCCUGGCCCUCCUCGCCUUCCUGCCGGGCCUGGCGUUGGCGGCCAAGACGCCCAAGAACGCCAUCCUCCUCUCGGAAGUGCAGUCCCUCACCCUCCGCGGCGGCGGCGCGAAGACGACGCACCGCCGCGUGUCCGCCGUGCCGCAGCUGAAAUGCGUCUCGUCCAAGGCCAUCUGCGACCUGUACGAGAUCGACGUGAUGCGGUGCACCAACCAGGGCGCCGGCUAUUCGUCCGAGGACAUCCAGUGGUCCUGCGUUGCCUCGCUGCCCGAGGAGCUCAAGCUGGGGUCCACCGACGUCAUCUGCGAGGGCUACGCCAACUCGGACGACCCGUACGUCCUCCGCGGGAGCUGCGGCGUCGAGUACCGCCUCGCGCUGACCGACAAGGGCGAGCGGCGGUACCCGAACCUGGGCAAGGGCCGCGGCCGCGGGAGCGGGGGGGACGGCGAGUCGGACUGGGGCGCCUAUCUCUUUGGGGUCCUCUUCUUUGCCGUCCUGGCUUGGAUCGUGUACUCGGCGUGUGUGGCGGGCGCGCAGAACCGGAGACCUGGUGGUAACGGACGGCGUCGUGGAGGCGGCGGCGGUGGAGGCGGAUGGAAUCCCGGCUUCGGCCAGGACGAUGACCCUCCCCCGCCGUACCCGGGCACGAAACCCUCUAGCCAAGGCGGACAGCAAGGAUGGCGUCCCGGGUUCUGGACCGGCGCAGGAGCAGCCGGCGCAGCGGGUUACGGAGCGGGCUACUACCAGGGCAGAAACAGCGCGAGGAACCAGCAAGGGUACGGCACGGGCGGCCGGGGCAACGACAGCAGCUCGAGCUCGUGGGGAGCCGGCCCGUCGAGGUCGACCAGUUCGUCGUCGAGCUCGGCACGUCACGAAAGCAGCGGUUUCGGGUCCACCAGCAGGAGAUAG
Molecule: messenger RNA, 930 nt
Organism: Colletotrichum higginsianum IMI 349063
Lineage: Eukaryota; Fungi; Ascomycota; Sordariomycetes; Glomerellales; Glomerellaceae
Product: Transmembrane protein 66
Exons: 1
Coding region: 1-930 (309 amino acids)
Biological process (GO): regulation of store-operated calcium entry
Cellular component (GO): endoplasmic reticulum membrane
Source: RefSeq, a predicted model, not a curated record